AUGCAGGCAAUAGCAACUCCUAUGACUCAGGCCAUGAAAGAAUGGACCAAAAUAUUUCCAAAAAAUAUGACUGAAAACUAUACCAGCUCAGUAACAUUUAUGAAACAGCUUACAGUGGUGGCUAUUAGCACAAUAACAUAUUUGAAAAAUUUUCCGGACGAUAGUUACACGCUGGAACAGUUCGCUGGGCUAAAACUUAGAAUUUUGAAGAAAAAGUGUAGGGAUGAGUUUGCCGAUUUUAUCAGCACAGCUCUAACGCAAGCUUUUGAGGCCUUUGAUAAAAAAUAUUUACACCAACUAGCGCUAUGUUUCUACAAAGACGAAUUCACAACGGAAAAUCUGUUAGAGUAUUACAUCUUCGAGUAUUCUUACAACAAAGAUGGGGUGUCCAUGAGUGUCCAUUCAAAAACUCGGGACAGCGAGCGGAAAACAAGCAAAUUCACUUUCGAUAAUGUCCGAGACAGGACUGUCCAGUUGAUUCGAGCUUGCAUGGUCAUCAUGCAGACAACGCAGCAUAAUUCCAUUGAGUUUUGCGACGUCAGCUUAAGGCUCUAUUAUAAUGAAGACGCGCCUCCAGGUUACAACGUAUCAGGGUUCACAGCCGCGGGUCCAUCGGAAGACCACAUCGGCGAGACCAUAGAGCAGGCCAUAAAGCUUGGCAGCGUGGAGACGCCGUACCAUAGAGUGAUGGCCAGCUCCUUUGUGAGAGACAGCCUGCUUGCCAGCCACGAGGCUAUCCCAUCCCAGAACGCACCAAUGAUGACGCAAAAUGACGAUGACGAUUUUGAAGAAGAGGCGAACGCUUGGAGCGAGAGCCGGGUACGAUGUCCGUGCAACAAACGAGACGAGAACGUGUUGAUGCUGACGUGCUUCUAUUGCAACACUCGCCAACACGCGGAGUGUUUCGGCGUGAGGAGCCCCCGCGCGGCGGCGCACUGCUGCGAGCGCUGCGCGGGCGCGGGCCGCCAGCGGAGCCCUACGGACGGACAGCUGGCCGAGCUGCCGCCCAGGAAGAGGGAGUGUCUGUGCAUAUUCCGUCGCGCGCUUAUGUACCUGACUCGAGUAUCGGAAGUGACGGCGGAGAGUGUUGCCAGCCAUCUCGGCAUCACCAGUCUCAACAUGGCGAAGCUGAUGAAACUGCUUUAUUUCCACGGUAUCUUGCUUGACGGACGAGAUUCCGAGGCACCAAAAAAGGUUCUCACAGAGAAGUUAAACGCAGUCAUAAGUAAAUAUUUUCAAACAUCAGAAAACAACAUUGUAGAUCGGCUCUUAGCCGAAACUUUCGCGUCACAAGAAAGUACACCCGAUCCAAUUGGGGACGUACUAGAACCUUUAGAGAAAGUAUCCCUUCAAAACACCGACACUCUCGGUCGGGUUAUAGACAAUGUCGCGCGAUCCCCCGUCGUCGAAGAUUCGACUUUAUUGCAAUACAGAGAAGCCGUAUUAUCGAAUUAUCAGCGCGACGAAGAAUUACCUCUAAGCGGAUCACAUAAUCCGGUUAAGGAUAUGGAGAAUUUGGGUAAGAAAUUGGGAAAGAGGAAGACUGAUGAUGGAGACAGGCCCAAUUUGAGGUCAGCGAGUCUCAAAACUAAGAGAGCCAAGUUAAGGGCGUAAGAUCGCUGUCUCAUGUAGACUGUAUCUGUAAGAAAAGAAUAGCGAUAU
Molecule: messenger RNA, 1662 nt
Organism: Amyelois transitella
Lineage: Eukaryota; Metazoa; Arthropoda; Insecta; Lepidoptera; Pyralidae
Exons: 9
Coding region: 1-1614 (537 amino acids)
Source: RefSeq, a predicted model, not a curated record